Messenger RNA from Phaedon cochleariae (mustard beetle), 1083 nucleotides. The record is from the annotation of a GenBank genome assembly. Lineage: Eukaryota; Metazoa; Arthropoda; Insecta; Coleoptera; Chrysomelidae.
AUGAGUGCGGACUUUUCUAGUGAUUAUUGGAAUCCGGGCUACUACACGCCGAGAAACAACAAUUUCCUUUGCGAUCAAAGAGUUUCUGGUUACACACAUGAUUCAGGUGGUUAUCAAGGUCAUAUGACUUAUCCCUUUAUUAAUGAGACGCCGACCUACCCAAUAAAGGAAGAACCAACUUAUAACAACUGUAGAUUCAUAUCGAGUCAAGGCUAUUCAAACUUGGAAACACGAACGGAUAAUUCUUUGAGCCCAACACCUAUUAAUCAAAACUUUACGAGUAAUUUGAACCAGUUUGACAGUUGUAGACAAGCUUAUUCAUUAGCAACGAAUUCUCCGCCUAAUGACUCAAGUCCCAGCUCAACAUUGAACAAAUCCGAUGAGUCAACGUCCAAGGAAGACUCGCCGGCCCUUAGGGCACUGCUAAGCAAACCUGGUGGUAAGAAAAUAACGUAUGAUUACAGAGAUUUGCAUAAAAGUGCACAAGAUGGUUAUAGUGGACGUGAAAAGGGGAAUUUUGAUUGCGACGAUAAAGACUUAACUUCGUUCAAUGAAGAUGAGGGAUCUGCAGAUGUGAAAAGUGCCGAAGAUCAAUUGGCGGCUGUUCAAGGCAGUUUUUAUCCAUGGAUGAAGAGCUCGCAUGCAUCAGAUUCAGCAACCAAAGGAAACAAGCGAACUCGCCAAACGUAUACCCGCUACCAGACCUUGGAACUCGAAAAAGAAUUUCACUUCAACAAAUAUCUCACCAGACGUCGACGGAUCGAGAUUGCUCACACACUGUGUUUAUCAGAACGACAGAUAAAAAUUUGGUUCCAAAACCGCCGAAUGAAGGCGAAAAAAGAUGGUAAAUUCGGUGUCCAGCUACAAGAAUUUGGGCAAGAUGAUGAUAUAAACAUGAACCAGAACAUAUUCACAAACAAUCCAAGCUUUCCUGAAGGAUACUAUGCCACUAGUGCAGAAGGACGAGUCGAGAAAGGGGCAGAGAUAUCAACAGUCGGUAAGACGAGAAGCUUGUACGAAGAUGAUAUCGCAAGACCGCUGACUGCUUUGAGGAAUAUUCCUGGACCACCUCUGUCACCAUGA